CUCGUACUUUUCAUGGCCGACCCUUCGCAGCAACUACCCCCUGGAUGGGCCGCAGAAUGGGACGCCAAUAACCAGAGAUAUGUGUUCAUUGAAACCGCCACCGGGCGCGCCCAGUGGGAACCUCCAUCUGCUGGAUCACCCACCGUUUCUCCUCCGCCCUCCAAGUCCCCUCCACUGGCGCAACAUCAUGCCAAACGUCGCCAGUAUGCAGCGGGUCAAACUCAAGUAUACUAUGGCGCCGGCGAUACCCUUGCUCCCACUCAGUACGGAGCUGGAGUCGGAGGACAGCAGCCCAUGGGCGGGCAACUCUUUACUCCGGGGCUCGCCGCGGAACAGCAGUUCGCGACCCAGCAGCAGCAACAGCAGCAGCAAGCUCCCGCUGGAGGAUACUACGGCCAGGCGGCUGAACCAGAGUACAUCAAUGCUCCGGGAUAUGGUCAGCAGCCUGCGGUAGGGUAUGGUCAACCUGGUGCACCCGUUCAACCCCCCGUUGGUGUGUUAGCGGACCAGUUCGGGCAGAUGGGCAUUGGCGGACAGAAGCCUUUCCAGAUCUACACCGCGAACCUGCUGACGUCCCCUCCCGAUCCUCGUGAACUCAGCCGUCCGCCGCCAGAAAUCCGACUCCCUCCUGGCGCCUCUCUAUCGCCCUCUCCGACUGCGAAUGCGCCAUACCAGUAUCAGCGUAGCACGCUCAAUGCGAUUCCUAACUCGGCAUCCUUACUUGGAAAGAGCAAAAUUCCUCUGGGGCUAGUGAUCACGCCGUAUAGGUCGCUAAAGGAGGGGGAAGAGCCUGUGCCGGUCGUAACAGACACUGUCAUCGCACGGUGCAGACGGUGCAGAACAUACAUCAAUCCUUAUGUUCAGUUCAUUGAUGGUGGCAAUCGCUGGCGAUGCUGCAUGUGUUCGAUGUCCAAUGAAGUUCCUCAACUGUUUGAUUGGGACCAGGCACGGAAUCAGCCUGGGGACCGUUGGGCUCGCGCGGAGCUCAACCACUCUGUAGUCGAGUUCGUCGCGCCAACCGAAUACAUGGUCCGCCCACCGCAGCCCGCGGUCUACGUGUUCUUGAUCGACGUCAGUCAUACUGCCGUGCAAACCGGUAUGGUCGCUACUGCCACCAGGACAAUCCUCGAGAACUUGGAUCGCUUGCCGAACGAGGACUCGCGUACAAAGGUCGCCAUUAUCGCCUUCGACACCUCCUUGUAUUUCUUCUCGAUGCCCGCCGGAACGACAGACUCCAACAUGCUCGUCGUUUCUGACAUUGAUGAUGUAUUCUUGCCGAAGCCCACUGACAUCCUCGUGAACCUCUCCGAGGCUAGGGCUUCGCUAGAUGCGCUCCUUGGCAGGCUCAACGACAUGUUCCAGGAUAACCAUGUCAUUGGUAGCGCUUUAGGCCCAGCCUUGCAGGCUGGGUUCAAGCUGAUGAACCCUAUCGGUGGCAAAAUCGUUGUCCUGUCUUCCAGUUUACCGAGCUUGGGAGCUGGUGCGCUGAAAAAUAGAGAAGACCCCAAAAUCCUGGGCACUUCGAAGGAGUCGGGUCUCUUACAAGCCGCGUCUCCCUUCUACAAGACCUUCGCCAUCGAGUGUUCUCGGGCGCAAGUCUCGGUUGAUAUGUUCCUGUUCAGCUCUGCGUACCAGGACGUGGCGACAUUGGCCUGUCUCCCCCACUACACUUCUGGCCAGACAUACUUUUACCCAGCUUUCAACGCCGCACGCUCAGAGGACGCCGUGAAGUUCGCACACGAGUUCGGUGAGGUGAUCGCGAUGCCCAUUAUGCUGGAAGCUGUCAUGCGUGUCCGCGCAUCCCGCGGUCUCCGCAUGGCAUCUUUCCACGGAAACUUCUUCGUGCGCUCGACCGACUUGCUCGCGAUGCCCGCUGUACCCCAAGACCAGUCGUACGCCAUCGAAGUCCAGCUGGAAGAGACGCUCACCGCUCCUUUCGUGGUCUUCCAGACAGCUGUCUUGCACACCACUUGCUAUGGCGAACGUCGUAUCCGCGUCCUCACGCUCGCUCUGCCGACGUCUUCGAAUCUGUCGGAAAUUUACGCAUCUGCAGAUCAAGUGGCCAUUGCCACGCUGCUUGCGAACAAGGCGGUCGAGCGGUCGAUUACGCACAAGCUCGAAGACGCCAGGGAUGCCGUGUUUGCCAAGCUGGUUGAGAUCCUGCAGUCGUAUAAGACGAGCAUGACGUCAGCCGGUUCAGGUGCGAGCGCACAGUUGGCCAUCAGUGAAAACAUGAAGAUGUUGCCGGUGCUCGUGCUCGGGUUGUUGAAGAACGUGGGCGUACGGCAAAGCGCUCAGAUCCCUCCAGACUUGAGGGCUUACUCCCAGGCGCUACUGACGUCGUUACCUUCCGAACUGUUGAUCCCCUACAUUCACCCCAUGUUCUACUCCUUGCACAACAUGCCUCCGGAGGCUGGAACAGUGGGUGAAAAUGGCGUGAUUCUACCACCGCCACUCCCUCUUACCUCCGAGAGGCUGGAGAGACACGGAUUAUUCCUGAUCGAAGAUGGACAAACCAUCUUCCUCUGGGUGGGACGUGAUGCUGUGCCACAGCUCAUCGCCGACGUCUUCAAUCUACCAAGCUAUGAAGUGCUGCGUGGCGGCAAGAUAACCCUUCCACUGCUAGAUAAUCCCUUCUCGCAGCGCGUGAAUGCAGUGAUCCAAAAGACGCGCGAGAUGCGCCGGGGUGUUUAUCAUCCCCAUCUGUAUGUUGUCAAGGAGGAUGGCGAGCCUCCGCUCCGUCUCUGGGCGCUUAGUGCGCUCAUCCAAGACCGGGCAGACGUGUUGCCUAGCUAUCAGCAGUUUAUCGGCCAACUGAAAGACAAGGUCAACGGCUCAGGGAGCUAUUAAUUCGAACGAUGUGGACUAAAGGAUUGGCUGUAUAUGUUUCGUUUUUGUUUCCUUGUUGUUCGUUUGUGUUCUUUUGUGCGUUCGGAAACGAUACAUAUACGUUUACUAUCCUUCUAGAUGAUGAAACAAAUUUUCUCUUGGUGGGUCUAC
Heterobasidion irregulare TC 32-1 is the source of this 3000-nucleotide messenger RNA. RefSeq lists its product as uncharacterized. Gene Ontology annotation, cellular component: COPII vesicle coat; endoplasmic reticulum exit site. The transcript has 13 exons. Gene Ontology annotation, biological process: endoplasmic reticulum to Golgi vesicle-mediated transport; COPII-coated vesicle cargo loading; intracellular protein transport. Gene Ontology annotation, molecular function: zinc ion binding; SNARE binding. The coding region runs from base 13 to 2850 and encodes 945 amino acids. Lineage: Eukaryota; Fungi; Basidiomycota; Agaricomycetes; Russulales; Bondarzewiaceae. The record is from RefSeq and is a predicted model, not a curated record.